CCCGGACCUCGCGAGGCACCGCCCUUCAGCUGGCGUUCCCUGAUUGGCUACUGCUCGCGCGGUCUCCUGGGUGACGGGAACGCGGUGGCCUUCUUGGAGGAGACUGGGUGCGCCUGCGCACUCGCAAGCCUCGCGCGGCAGCUCAAGCCUUGAGAUGAAGCGUGUUUUCACACUGCUCGAAAAGACUUGGCUUGGCACACCAAUAUGGUUUACCUGGCAAAAAACAUCAGGAAACUACCUUGCAGUAACAGGAGCUGAUCACAUUGUGAAAAUCUUUGAUCGCCAUGGUCAACAAAGAAGUGAAAUUAACUUAUCUGGUAACUGUGUCGCUAUGGAUUGGGAUAAAGAUGGAGAUAUCCUAGCAGUGAUUGCUGAGAAAUCCAGUUACAUUUAUCUAUGGGAUGCCAACACAAAUAAGACCAGCCAGUUAGACAGUGGCAUGAGGGAUCAAAUGUCUUUCCUUCUUUGGUCAAAAUUUGGAAGUUUCCUGGCUGUUGGAACCGUUAAAGGGAAUUUGCUUAUUUAUAAUCGUCAGACGUCGCGAAAGAUUCCUGUCCUUGGAAAACAUACUAAGAGAAUCACAUGUGGAUGUUGGAAUGCAGAAAAUAUGCUUGCUUUAGGUGGUGAAGAUAAAAUGAUUACAGUUAGUAAUCAGGAAGGUGACACGAUAAGACAGACACCGGUGAGAUCAGAGCCCAGCGACAUGCAGUUUUCCAUGAUGAAGACUGAUGACCGGACCUCUGCCGCUGAAAGCACGAUAAGUGUAGUUGUUGGCAAGAAAACUUUGUUUCUUUUUAAUCUGAGUGAACCAGACAACCCAAUUGAUCUGGAGUUUCAGCAGCAGUAUGGCAACAUUGUCUGCUAUAGUUGGUAUGGUGAUGGCUAUAUCAUGAUUGGUUUUUCACGUGGCAUUUUUGUGGUCAUUUCCACUCAUGUUCGAGAGAUCGGUCAAGAGAUAUUUCAGGCUCGUGAUCAUAAGGAUAGUCUCACCAGUAUUGCCGUAUCACAGACCCUUAACAAAGCUGCUACAUGUGGCGAUAACUGCAUUAAAAUCCAUGACUUGGCAGACUUAAAAGACAUGUAUGCUAUCAUCAACCUGGAUGAUGAAAAUAAAGGGUUGGGCACCUUGUCCUGGACAGACGAUGGCCAGUUGCUGGCACUUUCUACCCAGAGGGGCUCGCUCCACGUUUUCCUGACCAAGCUCCCCAUCCUGGGCGAUGCCUGCAACACCAGGAUUGCGUAUCUCACCUCCCUCCUCGAAGUCACUGUGGCCAACCCCGUUGAAGGAGAGCUACCGGUCACAGUUUCUGUCCACGUGGAACCCAACUUUGUAGCAGUGGGGCUUUAUCACCUGGCUGUGGGAAUGAAUAAUCGAGCUUGGUUUUAUGUCCUUGAAGAGAACGCUGUUAAAAAAUUAAAAGAUAUGGAAUAUCUGGGGACAGUAGCCAGCAUUUGCCUUCAUUCUGACUAUGCAGCUGCACUUUUUGAAGGCAAAGUGCAGUUGCACUUGAUAGAAAGUGAAAUGUUGGAUGCGCAAGAAGAACGUGAGACUCGACUCUUCCCGGCAGUGGAUGAUAAGUGCCGUAUUUUAUGUCAUGCCUUAACUAGUGAUUUCCUCAUCUAUGGCACAGAUACUGGUGUCAUUCAGUAUUUCUACAUUGAAGACUGGCAAUUCGUGAAUGAUUAUCGACACCCUGUCGGUGUGAAAAAGAUUUUUCCUGACCCAAAUGGGACCAGAUUAGUCUUCAUUGAUGAAAAAAGUGAGGGAUUUGUCUACUGUCCUGUUAAGGAUGCUACCUAUGAGAUUCCAGAUUUUCCACCAACCAUUAAAGGUGUUCUUUGGGAAAACUGGCCAAUGGAUAAAGGUGUGUUUAUUGCCUAUGAUGACGAUAAGGUGUACACUUAUGUCUUUCACAAGGACACUAUACAAGGAUCCAAGGUCAUGUUGGCUGGCGGCACCAAAGUUCCCUUCUCUCACAAACCUUUGCUGUUAUAUAAUGGAGAGUUGACCUGCCAGACCCAGAGUGGAAAAAUCAACAACAUCUACCUUAGCACCCACAGCUUCCUCAAAAGUUUAAAAGACGUGGGGCCUAAUGAACGGAGGCAGAUGCUGACACAGACUUUAAUGCUAAAAAGGUUUCCUGAUGCUUGGGAAGUCUGCAAGAUUCUGAAUGAUCAUGCCGCCUGGAAUGAGUUGGCCCGAGCUUGUCUAUACCACAUGGAAGUAGAGUUUGCCAUCCGCGUGUAUCGGACAAUCGGAAACGUUGGCAUGGUCAUGUCCUUGGAACAGAUAAAGGGAAUAGAGGACUGUAAUCUCUUGGCAGGACACCUUGCCAUGUUUACUAGUGAUUUCAACCUGGCUCAGGACCUGUACUUGGCAUCCAGCUGCCCCGUGGCCGCCCUGGAGAUGAGAAGGGAUUUACAGCACUGGGACAGUGCUCUACAGCUGGCAAAGCGUUUAGCCCCAGACCAGAUACCAUUUAUAUCAAAAGAAUAUGCUAUUCAGCUUGAAUUCGCGGGUGAUUAUGUAAAUGCAUUGGCUCAUUAUGAGAAAGGAAUAACAGGUGAUAAUAAGGAGCAUGAUGAGGUGUGUCUGGCCGGCAUCGCCCAGAUGUCCAUAAGAAUGGGAGACAUCCGCCGAGGGGUUAGCCAGGCGCUCAAGCAUCCCAGCAGGGUCCUUAAAAGAGACUGUGGUGCCAUCCUGGAGAAUAUGAAGCAAUUUUCAGAAGCAGCUCAGCUGUAUGAAAAAGGUCUCUACUAUGACAAAGCAGCAUCUGUUUACAUCCGCUGUAAGAAUUGGGCAAAAGUUGGUGAGCUUCUGCCUCACGUGUCUUCUCCAAAGAUUCACUUGCAGUUUGCCAAAGCUAAGGAAGCAGAUGGAAGAUACAAAGAAGCUGUUGUGGCUUAUGAGAAUGCAAAGCAGUGGAACAGUGUAAUUCGCAUCUACCUGGAUCACCUCAACAAUCCCGAAAAGGCUGUCAGGAUUGUCAGAGAAACCCAGUCCCUGGAUGGAGCCAAAAUGGUAGCCAGGUUUUUUCUCCAGCUAGGUGACUAUGGGUCUGCCAUCCAGUUUCUUGUCAUGUCCAAAUGUAAUAAUGAAGCUUUCACUCUGGCUCAGCAACACAACAAAAUGGAAAUCUAUGUGGAUGUUAUUGGUUCUGGAGACACUACUAAUGAGGACUAUCAAAGCAUUGCCUUAUAUUUUGAAGGAGAAAAAAGACAUUUUCAGGCUGGAAAAUUCUUCUUGCUAUGUGGCCAGUAUGCACGAGCACUUAAACAUUUCUUGAAAUGUCCAAACUCAGAAGAUAAUGCUGCAUUAGAAAUGGCAAUUGAAACUGUUGGUCAAGCCAAGGAUGACGUGCUGACCAGUCAGCUGAUAGACCACCUUAUGGGGGAGAGUGAUGGCAUGCCGAAGGAUGCCAAGUACCUGUUCCGCUUGUACAUGGCGCUGAAGCAGUACCGAGAGGCCGCGCGCACCGCCAUCAUCAUCGCCAGGGAAGAGCAGUCUGCAGGGAACUAUCGGAACGCACAUGAUGUUCUCUUCAGCAUGUACGCGGAACUGAAAGCCCAGAAGAUCAAGAUCCCCUCCGAGAUGGCCACCAACCUCAUGAUUCUGCACAGUUACAUCCUGGUGAAGAUUCAUGUUAAAAAUGGAGAUCAUAUGAAAGGGGCGCGUAUGCUUAUCCGGGUGGCCAACAAUAUCAGCAAAUUUCCGUCACACAUCGUGCCCAUCCUGACGUCCACUGUCAUCGAGUGUCACAGGGCUGGCCUGAAGAACUCUGCCUUCAGCUUUGCAGCCACGUUGAUGCGGCCCGAGUACCGCAACAAGAUAGAUGCCAAAUACAAAAAGAAGAUUGAGGCAAUGGUCAGGAGACCUGAUACAUCGGAGACAGAAGAGGCCACCACCCCGUGCCCAUUCUGCGAAUUUCUUCUCCCAGAGUACGAACUCCUCUGUCCUGGAUGUAAAAAUAACAUCCCAUAUUGCAUCGCAACAGGUCGACACAUGCUGAAGGAUGACUGGACGGUGUGUCCACACUGUGACUUCCCUGCUUUGUACUCAGAAUUCAAGAGAAUGUUAAACACUGAGAGAACAUGUCCUAUGUGUUCAGAAAGAUUAAACUUGGCUCAACUGAAGAAAAUCUCAGACUACACCCAGUACCUGCAGACAGAAGUGGAGCAGUGAUUGGCACGUGCAGGUACAAUGUUCCUGAGAAAAUAGCAUUUUUCCACAGGAGACUGUGUUCCUACCCCUGGCAGGUUUUAGAGAUGGUCCUUCCUGGAUAUAGGAGGAAAAAAAGGUCACCUCUCCAGGUCACUAUUUUCGCCUUCUAUAAAGUGGCACAACAGUAAUAUGUAACAUGCUGUUUAUUAUACUUUGUAUAUUUCUCCUCCUGAGUCUUACAUAGUCUAAGCUCUGCACUGGUAAUGGUAACCUAUGACAUAACUGUAAAUAUUCAGCUUUUUGAUAUCUUUUAUAUUUUAAAAUACUUCCUUUAAAAUAAACUUAUUGUUUAGAUAUUUGUGAUGUUUUCCUGGAUUUAAAGACAGAAAAUAUGUUUUGAAGCAAUAUUGUGAAGCAGCAGCACAGAUGUUGGUGUUAAAAAGUUUGAAGUAAGAGACUUGCACAAAGCAGGGCUAUCUCACAAAAUCAGUCCUAGAAUAAAAACAUCAAAAAUUGGUAAAA
Molecule: messenger RNA, 4684 nt
Organism: Phacochoerus africanus (Common warthog)
Lineage: Eukaryota; Metazoa; Chordata; Mammalia; Artiodactyla; Suidae
Gene: WDR19
Product: WD repeat domain 19
Exons: 37
Coding region: 155-4183 (1342 amino acids)
Biological process (GO): intraciliary retrograde transport; cilium assembly
Cellular component (GO): cilium; intraciliary transport particle A
Molecular function (GO): protein binding
Source: RefSeq, a predicted model, not a curated record